This is a messenger RNA of Aspergillus uvarum CBS 121591, 1626 nucleotides long. RefSeq names its product Zn(II)2Cys6 transcription factor. Gene Ontology annotation, biological process: regulation of DNA-templated transcription. The record is from RefSeq and is a predicted model, not a curated record. The transcript has 4 exons. Bases 1 to 1626 code for a protein of 541 amino acids. Gene Ontology annotation, molecular function: zinc ion binding; DNA-binding transcription factor activity, RNA polymerase II-specific. Lineage: Eukaryota; Fungi; Ascomycota; Eurotiomycetes; Eurotiales; Aspergillaceae.
AUGGUCUACCGCGGGAAACCCAGUGCAGCCUGUUCUUGGUGCCGGGCCCGCCGGCUCAAGUGCGACCAGAAACGGCCCUCGUGUUCCUCAUGUCUGCGAGCCAAGCGGAUCUGCACCGGAUACCGCGAUGUAGCCGCUCUUAGUUUCCAUGAUCAGACUGCCGAAGUGGUCGAGAAGGCCAAUCGUCGUCCGCAACCGCAAUCAGAAUACACCAGCGUAUCACCUUGGGUAGAUGCGUCGGAGAUCGCAUCGUCAUCCUCCGACGAAAAUGCCUAUAACCUUUUCGCCCUGCAGCCUAUGUCUACACCAAUAAUUGACCAAGGGAUUACUUAUGUCCUGACCUAUCAUGUCGGGUCGGCUCGUCGCUCGGUUUCUGGGCACCUGUCGUUUCUACCCUCCUUACUACAACAGGAGCCGAGUCCCGCUGUCAUGGCGUCCGUCAAUGCGAUGGGGCUGGCAGCACUAGGCAACAUUCACGGGAAUCCUCACCUUACCCGUGCGGCACGUCAACAGUAUACUAUCGCACUAUCAGAGACAAAUACUGCUCUGCAAGAUACCAUCACUGCCAAGUCUGAUGCCACACUCGCUGCGGUUCUCGUCUUGGGUUUGUACGAGAUCAUAACCUGCCAGAGCCAUUCGCUGAUGGUGCGCUGGGCAGAUCACAUCGAAGGUGCGAUGGCCCUCAUCAAGCUACGCGGGUCGGAGCAGCUACGAAGCCCGGUCGGACUCGCCCUAUUCACACAGUUACGCGGCCAAUACACUUUAAGUAAUUUGUACCGAAAGAAAUCCACUCCUGCAUGGCUGAUGGCCUUGUCGGAGGAGACAGUCGGCAUGCGGGGACCACAGCAGUGCCCCAUGGAAUCAUUCUUCAGGUAUCUGGCCAAGGUCAGCGAGCUGUGCGCACAAGUGGGUCGGAGAGCCAAGACUCCUCAUGAAACUAUACAAGAGGCACUGCAAUUGGAUGCUAUGCUGGCUGCGUGGGCCUUGACCGUCGGUCAAGGCUGGCAAUACUCAGUGCUUGACGCCGCAGCCACCAGUAAGAACAAGCCUUCUGAGCAGCAUAUUUACGGCGAUUACUACCACGAGUACCCUGAGAUCGGCAUUGCUGUCAUGUGGAACACGUACAGAUUGACGCGGAUCGUUAUCCACGAAGUGAUCGCUGCUGUCUGCGAGCGAUUAUGGAGGCGAUCGAGAGGCAACAACAAUGAACUCUGGGCGACCAUUCGUCAGAGCGCUGCAGUCACCCGUCAGCUAGCGGAGGAAGUAUGCGCCGGUGUCCCUUACUUCUUCGGGUCGACUCACUCUGACAAAUCGCUGAUUGAUGCAUCGGGGCUGAUCCGUUCACACUGGACGCUGUUUGUUGCAUCCGACUGUGUUGGAAGCACGCCCCGCAUGAAAGCCUGGAUUACGAGUCGCUUGAAUGAGAUUGGUAGACGCAUAGGAGUGCAACAGGCACUGUCUAUGACAAAUUACUUGCAUGGAGACGUGUCUCUCAACUGGCUGAAGCAAGAACUGCAGGCUAUCGAUAAUUUGCACGGGGAUAGCCAAGGCGACGUUCCAUCUGAACCCAGACUGCUCGUGAAUGUGAGAGGCAUGAAAAAGCACCAAUCAAAGAUGAACCAGUAA